UUCUGUGUACCGCGUCUCGCCCCCACGUUAUAUACACCAGUCAGCUACUCCCACCACUUUAACCCGCCCGGACCCGGGGAACACGUGCUCGUCGCUCCUCUCUCUGUACCCGGUACUACACACCGUGUUGUUAUAGUCGCGUGCGCGCUGGGUCACCUGUGAUUUGCCCCGUAACACGUGGGUGCUACGAUCUUUGUGACGUUUCGGUCGUUAACGUUGAUUAAAGCGAUUUCACCGAUUUUUAUUUAUCUUGAUUUUCGUUACGUUGCUUUUUUCCUAUUCGCGGUUUCUCGUUUGAUUUCAGAUUUCGGCAGAGUUUGAUUUUCAUUUAUUAUGCGUACGUUGACGCGGAUUUUGUGCACUAUUUGUACAUACCUGAUAUAACUAGGAAUGUUAAACGGUAUUUUUUUUCGGUUAUUGCAGUGAAUAUUUUUAAAUAUAUAGAAGAAAGAAAGAAUAUAUGUUCUAGUGAUUUUUGACAGCGAAAGGGAAAGAAGGCUUCAAUGGAUUCGAAUGUUCUUCAUCCCCGAUUUUGAGUUGUAAAAUUUAAACAGUUCUCAUUUAUCACUUAUACUCUGUUGUUGUACGCAGUGGAUAAUCGAAAGUGCAGUGAGAGAUAAGUGUACGAGCUGCGGUUCGAGUAUAUACGAAAGGAUUCACGGCCGCGUUGGACAAUUGCGCAACUUGAGGAGAAUUAAUGAAUUAAUAAACUUAAAAAAAAUAGUAAAGAAGAGAAGGUAUAUAAAAAAUCGGAAACAACAACAAGAAACCGUGCGCACCUAAACGCUGUGUGUGUAAACACACGAGUCGAGCGUAAGUGAAGUGAAGUACGGUGAGGUUAAAACGCGCGGAGAGGAAUUACGCCGUGACGUAAAAUUAAAAACACCACGAGUCCCGAGACCCGCAGCAUAUCAUAAACCCGCGCACAUCUUCUGCGCAGGCACCAAAAUGCGCGAGCAAUAAGCUUAGUGGCUGGCCCGCUAACUGCUAACGGCCCGAGGGCUGGCUGGCUACACAGUGACGUUGAGCUAAUUAACGAGAUUUAAUUACGCGCGGGCAAUUAGUGCCGUGAGACACCCUCGAGGAGUGACUUCGUAGUCGAGAAAGAAGACGGAGUAGAAGAAGAAGAAGAAGAAGACGGAGGAAGAGACGUAAAAGAUGACGAGGAAGAAGAGGUAGAGAGUAAAAAAGAGCCACGCAACUGGCAGCGAGUGCAGGAAUAAUUAACGGGCAGUAGAUUUUAUUGAGCGUCUCAAACGGUCUUCGUCUUAAUUCCGUUGAAUCGUUGUACGACCGCCACUUAACCGCGACAAACUGGAUCGAUACCGUUACACAAAUAACCCUGAGGAUAUUAUUCGAGUCUCCUCGUGUGACUCAAUUUGUGGUUAGAAAAAAAAACCUAAUCGUUCCCGAUAACAAUCACGCAGUGUUUUAAUUGCCGCUUGUGCUCGGUCGUUUGGAUAAUACUCGUCACCGCGGUCGUUGUACCGUUUGCAUGUACGCGCACGGUGUAAAUGUGAUAACGGUGAUCGACGUGACGGAGCGUUAUUUCGUCGGAAAUAAUGUGCAAAAUGAAGAAGAUUAAAGUACUAAUCGUCGCCAGUUAAUGACAAUCAGGGCAUAGAACUUUGCUUUACGAAACAUAAAAAGAGGAGGAACUGAAAUCGUGCUGAUAUCAAGAGGAAUCGUCAGUCUUCUGAAAACCUAAAGAGUCACAGUGCGGUGUCUAAGGUGGAUGUUUUUCAAGUGGUGCGACGAUGAUGGUGAACGAUAAAUUUUCGUCGAAUGAUAACUCGGGACCCUGGAUUCGGUAGGUGGUACUCUCACGGUACGAAAGGUAAAAGGACAGAGACACACAUACCGCGUGAUGACGGACACGGAUAGCAUGCAACAGCAACAACAACAGCAACAACAACAGCAGCAGCAGCAACAACAUCAGCAAAAGGAUGAAAAGGUGGUUGGAAGUGGCGGGGAGACCCGUUUGGAGUCGAUAGUACCAUGCGACAACAACAACGAGACCAAGGCGAAGUCCGGUGUGGCAACGGUGACUAGCGACCCCGAUGCUCACGGGGGUUCUGCCCUCGACAUGCAGGCAACCGACGGCACCCUCACCGCCGCGUGCAAAUCGCCGAUUGACAGCGGUGCCGGUGCCGGCGGAGGCGUCACCAGCGGUGCCCUUCAGGUGAACUCGUGGCACGCGCACGUUUACGCAGCGCCACCUCGGGCCCCGACACCUCACAGAAUCAGCGAUAUCCUGGGCUGGGGUCGAACCAGCUCCGGUCUGAGCGUGCACCACCUCCAUCACCAUCUGAACAACAACAAUAACAACAAUAACAACAACGUGGUGAACAACAACACCGCCAACGACAAUGGCGGGACCACCAAACUCCUGGCACCGACACCCCGGAGGCUGACAAGUCCGAUGAUACGGGCGCCUCUCGCCCUUUACUCUCCUCUUCCACCACAUUCGCCGGCCUCGAUGCCAGGCUGUUUGACUUCGCCACCGUGCACGCCGAGCCCAGCACCGCCGCUUAGGUCGCCCUCAUCUUGUGCGAGUAUCGCCUCCCCGAAGCUGGUUAAUAACGCGGGAAUCGACGCGUCGGCGGUGAGGUUGUCCCAUAAUCAACAGGGUCCUGGGUAUCAGGAUGGGGGUGGUCACGGUGGAGGGUUGAAUCAUCUCGCCGCUGAGGAGGAGGACGAUGCUCCGCUUAAUUUAACCACGACACCGAGGACCAGGAGUCCUCCGACAUCGCCGAGCUCGUCUGUCCUCAGCGGAAGGUCUUUCUACUCGAGGACACCGCCGAAUCCAUUCCGAGAACCACCGCAUAUCGAACAUCAUCACAUCAUGGCUGCUCAUCAUAACGCCAAUCAGGCUUAUCUCCACAACGGACGACAUCCUGCUGAAGUCACGACACCCGUACUGCCUGGGAAACCUGUCAGACCGCCCGUCAAAGACGGUGGUGUUCAGAUAGCCAAGACGCCGCCUGCAAAGCGGAAGAAACUCGAUACCGGAGUGAAGGAGGUACUUCCGGUUGUUAAGGGCGGGGGUGCGGGAGACGUGCGGGUGACCAGUGAAGCUGAGGAUGCCAGCGAGGCCGAGAGGAAGAAGAAAAAAGCGAGGACGACGUUCACUGGGAGGCAGAUAUUCGAGCUUGAAAAGCAGUUCGAGAUAAAAAAAUAUCUUAGCUCAUCGGAGAGGGCGGAGAUGGCGAAACUACUCAACGUAACGGAGACACAGGUGAAAAUCUGGUUCCAAAAUCGGAGAACGAAGUGGAAAAAACAGGACAACAUCAGCAACGCCGAGGCGGCGGAGCACAAGAAUCAAAACAACCCGAAGACCACCCAGCCGAAAACAAAGACGGGGUCGUCGGGCGGAGGGGUAAAGAGUUCCGGACCUCCGCGAACGUCGGUCGAAUGUAGUUCCGACUCGAAUAAUUCUCUCCUGACCGGCGACGGGUCGGUUUCGGAGAGCAAUACUUCGGAGCAGAAUUCGAUGCCGACAAAUCUCUCGCUUGCGCCGCCGGAGCGAGUUCCUCAGCCUCACCUAACGCCGGGGAUGCACGAGCAGUCGAUACAGGAGAGAACUGUGUUAUCGCCGGAACCGACGAGGUUCAUAUCGAGGAAUUACGACGCGGUGAGAGACCUGACAAUGAGCAAACCGCUCCUGAGGGAAUACGACUUCAACAGGGAGCUGAAGAUAAACCUGCGGGACUUUGCCAUUGGUAAAAUGGAAUCGCGAGGACUCAGCGGGAAGGAGAGCUCGAUAAUUCACAAGAAGGCAACUGCCAUGCCGGCAGAGAUUGAUAAAAAUUUGAAGGACCUCAAUUUGGACUCGGACGCCAACUCCGAGCCGAUCGGAUUUGUCGUUGCGCCUGCGACUCUCAGGCCUUCCGAUGGCGAACCAAUGGAGAGCAGCGAUCGGGAUUUCGAAGAACCGGCAUCUCCGCAAUCCGCCCUCCAAAUCGACGAGAGGGACGACGAUGCCAGUCCGGAACUCUCCAGCUAACUAAGGCUGUACUGAGUCGCGUGUUUCCAUCAUCCAUUCGGCAAAUGGCAGUUCAACGAUUCGAAAUUGCACUAGCUUACAAGCGAUCAGGGUUUACUCUUUGAGUGCUUUUUUUUUCCUUUUUUUCAAUUGAGAAAAUGGAUUAUCCGCGGAAGACAGAAACACGAGGUUGUAAUCAGUUUUCAGAUGGACCUCGAACCGAUAGCUUGUAGACCAAGUUGAUGUCAGAAGGCACUGACAAUGAAUCUCUGAUCUGUGACGAGUGCGCAACUUCAAGUUUCUCCCAUUCAAAAACAAUCACAGAGACCUUUCGCAGUCGAUGAAAUACGAUGAACUGGAUUUUUUUGAAAAUGAAAGGCGCUUUGUAAAACGAAAAUGUGUAAUUCCGGUAUGUUUACUGUUUCGAACUUUACGCCAACGGAUGUUCCGUUCUUUUUCGACAAUAUCUUUGCUUCAGCAUCCACUUCGCGCGCACAACUAUUGUUUUAUCUGUAACAUUUUUUUAUAUUGCUUGUACAAAUCAGUAACACAGGAGAUAGCUUUGCUGCAAAAUGCCGUAAAGUCGCUAAUUAGAUACGCCUAUCGGUCAAUUUGAAAAAAGAUACAAACGUUCGCGUAAAAUGCAUACGAAUAUACGCAAAACCGAGAACCAAAAAAUUGCAAUUCUCCUUUUUUAUCAACAAAUUUUACCUAAUUUUCCCGUAUUUUUAAAAUUUCUCUCUUUUCUCAAUACAAGGGGCACGACUGUUCACGUUUCGUACGCACAACAUUGGUCUUGUUAGUUGUUACUUACAACUACAACAGUAUGUAUACAUCUAUUUCUUCGAGCUCUCGAAUGCAUAUAUACAUAUAUAUAUAUAUACAAACCUGCACAAUGUAUACUGAUAUAGCGAUUUCUUAGAGGAAUAGCCAGGAUUCACGAGCGAUCGGUGUUUAUUUGUAAUCCGGCACAAACUCGGCUGUCCAUGCACUGAGAGAAAUUUUUAGUUCCGGUCACCGCUCAGUCCGUAACUAUUUUUAUUUUUUACCACGAUCGAAAAAUAUAAUUAUAGGU
Messenger RNA from Neodiprion virginianus, 5060 nucleotides. RefSeq lists its product as uncharacterized. Gene Ontology annotation, molecular function: RNA polymerase II cis-regulatory region sequence-specific DNA binding; DNA-binding transcription factor activity, RNA polymerase II-specific. Gene Ontology annotation, biological process: cell differentiation; regulation of transcription by RNA polymerase II. Bases 1868 to 4006 code for a protein of 712 amino acids. The transcript has 3 exons. The record is from RefSeq and is a predicted model, not a curated record. Gene Ontology annotation, cellular component: nucleus. Lineage: Eukaryota; Metazoa; Arthropoda; Insecta; Hymenoptera; Diprionidae.